GAUCUGUCACAGUUUUUUGACACAACUAGUAUUUUUUCUUUUUCUUUCUUACUUUUUGUGUGUGUUGAUAUUGGUUCUUGCAGUCAUUGUCAAGCAGUUAUACUAGAAAACCAACUGUCUUGCAUAGUGGUAACACCUUCUGAAGUUACUUGUAGUUAAAUGCUGAGGAUGUGUUACUUAUUACCUUCCUGAAACACUGUGAUUUUUGUGUGGUUUCUUUUACAUAAGUGGAAAUGUGUGCACAGUGCACAAUAGGAUACAGACUCUGAGCAGGAAAACAGUUGAAUUUAAGCAACAAAAGGCUAAACUGAAGUCUUAAGUGUCUUUCUUUGCUUAGUUGCUAUUCAUUGACUUUCUCUGAAGUAGAUUGCCUUAAAAGUGUCUGUAAUCUCUACAACUGAAAAGCAUCUCCCAUCUUAUCUGUUUCUGUUGGGGUGGCAAAACCUGGUUUAUCUGAAUUUUUUCCCCCCCUCCAGCAAGAAAGCAGCACUAUCAGAAAGGUGAGAUGCAAACAAGAGGUGAGUGUGGUGCCUGCAUUGUGCUCAGGGUGUGUUAUAAUACCAGGGCUUAGGUGCUGAGUUGUGGGUUGCAAAGGUGGAUUUAGAGUGUGUUAGAAAGCAGUGUGAGGCUCUGUGCUGUUGCAGGUAUUGCUUGGCACAGCCGUGUAUGCAGGGCUUGCGUGGGGAGGUGCUGCUCACACAGAAUGGAGACACUGAACAAGGAAUUGCCCUCACAACAACCCCUUUCCAAAAUCCUCCCUGUGAGAUCCUCUUCUACCUUCUCAGUCCCACCAUUGUGUUAUUGGUUUUUUGGUCCUGUGAUGCACCUUGUUUUAUUUAAUGGAAUGGUAGAGAUGCUGAAUGCCUUAGGUUCAGCCACGGUACCUCUGGUACUGCUCUCAAUAAGGCUUCACUAAGAAGCAAUGCUUGUUGUGCAGACAGUCUUAGUUUUGGCCUUUCUUAGUGUUUGAGUAUUUGUUUCAGCAUUUUUGAUGUAUUUAGUAGCCUAAAUAUUGCACUUGGAAUGUUAAUAGUCACAGUCAGAACAGAACGUUUCAGAUAAGAGAAAGCUGAAAUGGGUAUUAGCAUUCUGUUUCUUCCUGAGAAGAACUUUGAGUUCUACCAUGGUAGCUGAGAAAUGUUCAGCUAUUGCACAUUUAGCUUUUGGGACUGGGAAGAACAUAAUUACACUUGAUGCCAUUCUCAUUCAGAAAGGAAUGUGGGCUGAAACACCAAAGGGUUUUGGAUUGCUCGCGAUUGGGAAAGUUCCUGAGACUGCAAUGGAGAAGUCGCCGGUUUCCUCCAGGCCCGGUCCCAUUUCCCAUCAUUGGAAGCAUCUGGUGGAUAAAUUUUAGAGCUGACCACGGGAGCCUGAAAAAGCUAGCAAAAGCCUAUGGGAACAUCUGCACACUGUGGCUGGGUCACAAACCCAUCGUGGUGCUGUAUGGCUUCAAAGCAGUGAAGGAUGGUCUCACCACCAACUCGGAGGAUGUUUCUGGGCGGCUACAGACUUACUGGUUCAACAGAUUUUCUUCUGGAAAAGGUAUCCUGGUCUCAAAUGGUCUUAUCUGGAAAGAUCAGAGACGUUUUGGAAUUGCAACUCUCCGGAAACUGGGAAUGGGGAAUAAAGGAAUGGAACGUGGGAUACAAACCGAGGCCCGGCACUUGGUGGAGUUCUUCAGGAACAAGGAUGGAAGAGCUGUUGACCCUUCCUUCCCCAUUGUUCAUGCAGUCUCCAAUGUGAUCUGUGCAGUGGUGUUUGGGCAUCGUUUCUCCCUACAGGAUGAAACUUUCCAGCAGCUGAUGGAAGCAUACAAUAAGAUCGUGGCUUUUGGGAACAGCUACAUUUACUAUAUCUAUGAAAUUCUCCCAUGGCCUUUAGAGCACCUCCCAGGACCCAUACGAGAAGUAGAAUCUUGCUGUAAUUUUAUUCGUUCUUUCAUAAGUCAAGAGAUCAAAAGUCAUAGGGAGAGACGCACAGUGGAUGAACCAAAAGAUUUCAUUGACUUCUACCUGGAUCAGAUGGAGAAAACUAGAAAUGUCCCAAAUUCUACCUAUGAUGAAGAAAACAUGUUGCAGUCUGUUUUUGAUCUCUUCCUGGGUGGCUCAGAGACAACUGCUACCACUCUACGUUGGGCACUACUCUAUAUGGUGGCUUAUCCAGACAUUCAAGAGAAAGUCCAGAAGGAGCUGGAUGCUGUUCUGGGUUCUUCCCACCAAAUCGACUAUGAGGAUCGGAAGAAACUGCCCUACACAAAUGCUGUGAUUCAUGAGAUCAUUCGCUUUAGCAGCAUUAUUUUAAUCACCAUUCCUAGACAAGCAGUGAAGGAUACAACUGUUUUGGGUUAUCAGAUUCCGAAGGGUACCAUCAUCAUGGCAAACAUAGACUCAACUCUUUUUGACCCUGAGUAUUGGGACACCCCUCACCAGUUCAACCCUGGUCAUUUCUUGGACAAGGAUGGGAAUUUUGUGAUCCCAGAGGCGUUCCUGGCCUUCUCAGCAGGUCAUCGUGUGUGUCUGGGAGAGGUGAUGGCCAAGAUGGAGCUUUUCAUCAUCUUCUGCAGCCUGCUGCAGACAUUCAAGUUCACCCCACCAGAAGGAGAUAAGGAAAUCAAUCUGAGCUUUAUCUUUGGGAGCACAAUGAAACCUCACCCCUAUAAGCUCUGUGCAGUUCUUCGCUAGGUUGCAGUGUAUGGUAGAUUUCGGGAAGAGGCAUUCCCAUGGGUUUGCAAGCAGACUGAUCUUUUCUGUACCUUUUAUAUUCCUCAUUUCUAACUCAAGUUCAGAGUGAAUCUGAACUGUUGUGUCAUGUUUCUAAGAAGCUGGACCUGAAAAAUAUUCUGGUUUUCCUUUUUGUAGCAUCUGGAAAAUCUAUUUACAUUUUUUUCUUAUAUAUUAGAAAUGAAAUAAACACAGAAAAUUUAAUAUUA
Molecule: messenger RNA, 2929 nt
Organism: Coturnix japonica (Japanese quail)
Lineage: Eukaryota; Metazoa; Chordata; Aves; Galliformes; Phasianidae
Product: cytochrome P450 2J2-like
Biological process (GO): xenobiotic metabolic process
Cellular component (GO): cytoplasm; intracellular membrane-bounded organelle
Molecular function (GO): oxidoreductase activity, acting on paired donors, with incorporation or reduction of molecular oxygen, reduced flavin or flavoprotein as one donor, and incorporation of one atom of oxygen; heme binding; iron ion binding
Source: RefSeq, a predicted model, not a curated record